AGCAGCAGCAAUUUCUAUCAGCCUGUCAAUCUCACGCUUGCUCGACGUGUUUUUCAUCGCGCUAAUAAAAGUAAAAGUGUACUAUCUCUUCUGAAUGGUUUUUUUUCAACUUCGUUUUUGAAUUAUAUAGUGUGCGUGCAUGUUUUACUUAAUUGAUUUGUAUACAUAAUCACAUUUUAUUCGGGGCUUAAAUAAGACAGUGACAGUGACAGUGCAAGAUUCAAGUUCAACUUCGACUCAAUUGAAAAACAGUCAUGGGUCUUUCUCACUUCAAUGAUUGCGAGAAAACUUCAAAAACGUAGUUAAAGCGAAGACCUUGGGAAAAAUCCUUAAUAGCAGAAUCUUGCAUGACAAUCGUGCGUGCCUCCAUAACCUCGCUUAAAUGAUCAAAAUGAUAAACCUAUAAUAAAAGUUUGGUCGGACUAAUUUGUUUUAAGUUUCAAGAGAAGCCAAAUUAUUGCUUUCGAGGUGAAAAUAAUGUACCAUAAUCAUGGAUCAGACGGAGAUGCGAUGCUGCGUUAAGGAAUUGGAUCUCACGUUGCAGCCACGUACUGCUCCGAGAUACAAAACUUGGCUGCUUCUUGCUACACAACAGCUUCGCUUGAGGAGUUUAAUCCAAAUUAUUGGCUAUAAAUUGAAAAUAAAUGGAGACCAAAAACAUGAUAGUUGUUGGUUUUAUUAUACCAUACAUAGGACAAGUAUGUCAUCUCCUCUUUACACAAGUGAACCAAUUGACAAUACAAGUCCAAGAUGGUCAAGCCUUGAAGUGCCUACUUUGCAUGGUACAGGACACUCCAGUGCUAAUGAGAUAAUAUUAAGGCUGUGGAAAAGAACCAAAAAAGAUGAUCCAUUGUCAGACCUCACAUUAUUCACAUGGGGUAUAUCAUUUACCGGCUUAUCUUAUAUUGGGCCCAGAUUACCUGCUGAUUUAUCAACUAUGCUCCAUGAUAAUUCACUAAUUUUUUAUUUACAUGGUGGAUAUUAUACACCACCUUUCUGUCUUCUUCUACCACCUGAAUCAAAAAGGUAUCUUGUAAUGAAUAUCAGUGCAUCCGAAGUUAGAGACAGCUAUGCAGUCAGUAAAUUAAGUAGCUUGAGAAGUAAAAUGCAAGCUUUAAAACAACAAACUGAUUCUGUACGAAAUUUGAGAGAAAAGAUAGCAUCAGGGGAAAGCAUAUCUGUACCAAAAUAUCCACAAUCAUCGCUCAAUAGGCUAUUACAACCAAAGAAGCUAAACAGAGAAAAGAAGGCUGAAAUUUUAAAAAUUCGCAAGGAUCUUGAAAUUGCCAAGUUUAGAACAAAGUUACUAGAACAAGAAAGAUUACGAAAGAUGAGUGAAAUCAGAACAUUGAAUCAAUUUCAUUCUGACUUGAUGGAAGAGAAUCAAGAUCGCGGCUCUGAUUUGAUGGAUAGAUAUCAAGAACUGCACAAAGAGAUCGAGAGAUUAAACGAGUGGCGACAAAAUCAUAUAGAUUCUAGAGAGGCUUACGUUCAAACAACGGCUCAUCUUGCUUAUCGCCGCAGACAGCUUAUUUCUGAAUUAAGCUACAUCUAUCCUAUUGUAAAAGAAAAAGACGAUAAAUAUCUUAUCAAUGAUAUACAUUUACCAGAUAGUGAAAAUUUAGACUCAACCAAUGAUACUCAAGUAGCAGUUGCUCUUGGUUUUGUUGCUCACACGACUCAAAUGAUAGCUAAUUUUUUGAAUGUUCCUACUAGAUAUCCUAUUGUACAUUAUGGUUCCCGCAGUAAAAUUGUUGAUCAUAUAACACAAAAUCUUUCAGACUCUGACAGGCAAUUUCCUCUUUUUGUCCGAAGUAAAGAUAAAUUACAGUUUCACUAUGCUGUAUAUUUGUUAAAUAAAAAUAUAGCGCAGCUGAAGUGGUACUGCGGUUUACCUACGACCGAUUUGCGAGCUACGUUACCAAAUAUCGCCAGUUUAAUUAAUAUAAAACCAAGUCAUACUCUCGAUAAUUCAAAAAGAACUUUAUCAGGCUCAUCAUUAGAUGUGGAUAUAAUUAAUAAUAGAAGCAAUCUGGCUCUUACACCACCACUACACAAAAUUGUUGAAAGAAGUCACAGAACGACUCGAUCAAUAAGUCAGUUCAAAGGCACAAAGACUUUGCUUGGGGCUUCUCUUGAUCAAGGAUUGAAUCAACCUAUGAUGCAAUCACGAUUUUUGAAUGUUCAAGCAAAACGAAUUUGUAAAUCUGAAGAAUGUGCAAUCGAUGAUACAACGUUAGCUCUGCCUCAGAGAUCCUGUGAAAUGAAUAGCAAUGAAACUUUGAACGAAACUCUUUUUAGUAAAACGAAAGAUAUAUCUAACAAAAAUAACGUAAACUGCAAUGAUGAUCAUGCCAAGAAUAAUGAUACUUUGGUAGAAAGUGAUAUUGAAAUAAUGGUGCCAAUGUCGGUAUCAAAGUUGAAAUGUAAUUCAGAUGAGGCAGAAAAUCCAGCAAAUUUCCGACAGAGAAGCUCUAAUUCUAUCAGUAGUUGUGAAAUGGCUCUAAGUAGUAGUAUGGCCGAUGGUGAAGAUAGUUCUAAUGGUAACUCAUCGAUUAAAAACGACGACAAUGGUGUGCAUAUGAAUCAAGAAAAUAAAAAAUGUGAUAAUGUUAAAAAUGUUUCUGUCCAUCAAAAUACUGAAACAGAACAAUCUAAAGAAUAUCCUACGGCAGAGGGGUCAAAAGAGUUAUGUGUUCAGAGGCUACGUCUAGAUCGUAGGGCCGUUAUAAGUCAUUCCUUACUUGAAACAGAAAAAAGUGAUAGUGUAAAACUAAAUUUAAAUGAUAGCUUAGGCGAUAGUCUAAACUUACAAAAAGGAAAGACAGUUAAAUGUGAUACAGAAAUAAGGCAAGAUCAGACAACAGCUCAAGAAGCUAUUACAAGUAAUGCUACAUCUCAAGAUCUUUCCAGAGAAUUUUUGAAUGAUUAUGACUGUGAUUCAUUGUUAGAAAGCGAAAUAGAUGAAAGUGAAUGCGAAAUACAAAAUAAAAUAAAAUCUAUUGACUUCACGUCAUCAACUGAGUAUAUGGAUUCUAUAAGACGGAGUUCAGAAAAUGUUUAUGCACGGACGGAAGCCUUAGCAAAUAAGACUACUAGUUUCAAGGUAAUGAGGCCACGUCUAUAGAAU
This is a messenger RNA of Phymastichus coffea, 3130 nucleotides long. RefSeq lists its product as uncharacterized. The record is from RefSeq and is a predicted model, not a curated record. Gene Ontology annotation, molecular function: SNARE binding. Lineage: Eukaryota; Metazoa; Arthropoda; Insecta; Hymenoptera; Eulophidae. Bases 491 to 3127 code for a protein of 878 amino acids. Gene Ontology annotation, cellular component: endosome; lytic vacuole. Gene Ontology annotation, biological process: SNARE complex assembly. The transcript is spliced from 9 exons.